AAAAGUGGAAGUAAAAAUGAAAUUAAGAAAGGAAGUAAAGAUGAUAUUAAAAAUGGAAGUAAAGAUGAAAUUAAAAGUGGAAGUAAAAAUGAAAUUAAGAAAGGAAGUAAAGAUGAUAUUAAAAAUGGAAGUAAAGAUGAAAAUAAAAGUGGAAGUAAAGAUGAAAUUAAAAAUGGAAGUAAAGAUGAAAUUAAAAAUGGAAGUAAAGAUGAAAUUAAAAAUGGAAAUAAAAAUGAAAUUAAGAAAGGAAGUAGAGAUGAAAUUAAGAAAGGAAGUAAAGAUGAAAUUCAGAAAGGAAGUAAAGAUGAAAUUCAGAAAGGAAGUAAAGAUGAAAUUAAAAAUAGAAGCAAAUAUGAAAAAGAUGCUUUGUCCAAAGAAGUUGAAACACCUGUAAGAAAAAGUGAAGAAAAACCUGUUCCUAAGACAGUUCAAAAAAAAGCAUUAAGAAAAAGUGAGGAGAAGCCUAUGCGAAAAGAAAUAAAAAGGCCAUUAGCAUAUAGUGAUGAAAGAGAUAAAAGUGUAAAUGAAAUUAGAAAUAUAAUACAGAAGGCACCCCAAGAACUACAAGUAAACGUAUAA
This is a messenger RNA of Plasmodium gaboni, 579 nucleotides long. RefSeq names its product acyl-CoA synthetase. Lineage: Eukaryota; Apicomplexa; Aconoidasida; Haemosporida; Plasmodiidae. The annotation marks the transcript as partial. The transcript has a single exon. The record is from RefSeq and is a predicted model, not a curated record.